This is a messenger RNA of Paramecium tetraurelia, 878 nucleotides long. RefSeq lists its product as uncharacterized. The transcript has 5 exons. The record is from RefSeq and is a predicted model, not a curated record. Lineage: Eukaryota; Ciliophora; Oligohymenophorea; Peniculida; Parameciidae.
AAAACCUUUUAUUUUCAAUGUCCCAAAGACCACCUGUCCCAUAAAAUUAAGCUCCUCAACCAUAAUAAUAUCCAUCUGCUCCUUAAUAUGCUCCUUAAUAUGCUCCAUAAUAUGUUCCAUAAUAUGCUCCUUUACCAACAUAUCUUCCAUAGCAAUAUGCUCCUGCUCCUAUCGCACCACUAACAUACAGUGUUGCCAGACCUGUUGCUCCUCAACCAGUUGUUGCUCAACCAGUUGUUCAAGCUCCUGUUUUGUAAUAAUCAGUUAUUGCUCAACCAGUCGUUUAAUAAUCAGUCCAUGCAACAAUUAAAGGAGAAUCAAGAAUCGAAUAUAUUCCUUAUCAAAAGGCUGUUAUGGAAUACGAAGAAUAAGAAGUCGUUUAAUACGUUCCAAGAGAAAAGAAAAUCACAGAUUAUUAUGCAGUUGAAUACUAGACCGAAUAUAUCCCAUAAGUCUUCUAAGAAAAAUACACAGAGUACGUUCCAGUUGACAGAUAUUAAGAAAGAGUUGAAUACUACCCAGUUGAAAGAUAAGUUGUUCAUCAAUAAGUUGUUUAACAACCAGUUGUUCAAUAAGUAGUCUAACAACCAGUUGUCUAAUAAGUCGUUCCUCAACCAGUCGUUUAAUAAGUUGUUUAAUAACCUCUCAGUGUUGUUUAACCAGUCUAAACUGUCCCAGUGACAUAUGCACCAUAAUAUGCUGCCCCAAUCGUCUCAUCAAGAGUUAUUCCAUCAUACCCAUAAUAUCCAUCAUAUCCUUAAUACCAAUAGGCUCCCUAGUAAUAAGCCUAGCCAUAAUAACCCCCAAGAUCAAAUUUGAAUGUUCAUUGAAAUAUAAGUGUACAUCAAUCAAUUAUAUUGUUAUUAUCAAAUUUCAAA